AUGUUGCCAUGUCCCUGGCGGUGUAGCCGAUCGCUGUAAAUUUCUCCGAUUAUGAUAUCCGGCCAUCCCCAGUUCUAUUGAAUGUCGUAUCAGUGAAUUGUGAAUUUUACGUUUAUUUAUUCCACUCGGAAAGACCGUCCACUGAGAGAGUUAUUCGGGAUAUUAUUAUUUACGUUCUACGACCCAUUGCAGACCAACAAAAAUGGGUUGUGCAGCCUCCGCAGAAACUAAGAAGACGGGCCCAGAGUAUGGGCAAUAUAGCAUGCUGGGUAACUACCAUCAGAAAAAAGAAGAGCCGGUGCCCCAGCAACAGACCAAUGGAGGGCCGCCCGCUGCCCCCGUGGACGACCAACUGUAUCAUACAGAUACGGAGGAUGAGGACAACAAUAGAUUGACGCCACCGCCGCCAGUGGCUGAUCCAAACAGCAAAAAACAGGAAGAACAAGUUCAAAAGCAAGAGGAAGUACCUCCACCUGUGAAACAGGAAGAGGAAACACCUCCACCAGUGAAACAGGAAGAGGAAGUACCUCCACCAGUGAAACAGGAAGAGGAAGUACCUCCACCAGUGAAACAGGAAGAGGAAGUACCUCCACAAGAGAAAGAGGAGGAGGCAAUACCUCCAGUAAUAAUAGAACAGAAUGAACCCUCUGGAAUGGAGGAUCAGAAAGAACAAGAACAUGAACAAAAUCAAGAAAUGAUUUCUGAAUUGGGCUUGCUCGCAGCCGGAGGUGAACACGAAGGUCGGCAAACAGGGGUGGAUGUUGUGAUUAGCCGAGACGAAAUAGAACGUUUCAGCAGCCCCGAACCUCCAAAGUUUGGAGAGCAAUAUGUUCAAAACGACUUGGGUCAGUUUGAGAUGCACAUGGACUUCCGGUCCAAUCCGGAAGAAUUCGAUUACGAAGUUCGUCCGGAAGUUUCUUCCGGUCAACUGUACACCGAUGAGGAAUUCGGCCUGCAGGUUGCCAUGGGAAAGGAACACAACCGGAAACCAUUGGAGUGGAAACGUCCGCCGGAGUUCGCCAAUAGCCCCUGUCUGUUUUCUGAGGGUACAACUCGCUAUGACAUCGGCCAGGGAUCUAUUGGUACAUGCUGGUUCUUAUCCUCUGUGGCUAACGUCGCCGACAAACCCAAACUUCUCCGCAGGAUCAUUCCAAGUGACUCCUACCCCGUGGGUUCACCGAAAUAUGACGGCAUCUUCCACUGCCGAUUCUGGCGCUUUGGUAUCUGGGAUGACGUUUUCAUUGAUGAUUGUCUGCCAAUCAUUUACCGAAACCAGAUUUACUCCGCCCACUCUAACACAGACCCCAACGAGAUGUGGGUGGCCCUUCUGGAGAAAGCUUUUGCAAGGAUGUAUGGAAGUUACACGGAUGUGAGUGGGGGCAUGGCGUCCGACUCUUACAUGGCGCUCACAGGGGGCGUGCCGGAAGAUAUCAACCUGAGAGAACUCAACAUGGAGCCUGAUCAACUCCAUACACGUGUCAGGAACGCCCUCUCCUCAGGGGCUGCGGUCACGUGUAGCGUGCCGGGUGAAUUUGACGGUCAACAUGGACUUGUCGGGGGACACGAGUAUACAUUGACUGGAGCCGUCACGGCAAACGGAGUUCGGUUGUUCCGGGUUCGAAAUCCAUGGGGUAACACCGAGUGGACGGGGCCAUAUUCUGAUGGGAGUCCAGAAUGGCAGAGUAUUCAGGGUAUCAUUGAGGGACCAAACAAAGAUGACGGCGAGUUCUACAUCUCUCUGGAACACUUCCUUCAAUUCUUUAGUACCCUGACCAUAUGUAGUAUUACUCCAGACUUUGACAGCGACGGAUCAUCCGAUUCUCUCAAAUAUUGUACCUGUCUGUACGGUCAAUGGAAAGGAGAGGAAGCCGGCGGAUUCCGGAAUAAGACGGACAAUCCCAAGUUCAAGUUUGAAAUCGAUGAAAAAAGCGUGGACCAGAGCGGCAAUGUUCCAUUUGUUGUACAGAUCAUCCAACGUACCAAACAGAGGAAAGCGCAAAAACUCAGCAUACGGGCCGACUUAUACAGGAUUUUGGACGACAGCUCAAAUGACCUCGUUGUUCUACAAGAGGAGGGAAUUCCCAGUAAAAAUAACAACUAUCGUGGGGAUGCCCAGACUUCCUUCCGGUUCUCACUUAAACCCGGAAAAUACGUCUGUAUUCCUUCAACCAUGAACGAAGGCCAAGAACGGGAAUUCAUGCUUCGCUUGUACAGCGCUGGCCCGCUAGGGGGCGUCAAGAAACUAGACUCUAAUGAAGUGACGAUUAUGAACUGCAGCGGGGAAGGUGCUGAAAAUUACAACAGCGUGAAGUGUCUUACGGGUCAGUGGAAGGCAGGGUCAAACGCAGGAGGUCAGGUGUCACACGGGACCUUCAGUAACAACCCACAGAUCCAGAUCGACAUUCCAAAUGAGCAAAGCGUAAAAUUCCAGUUGAUGGCGGAUAAAGAGGAACCUUCAUAUCCUAUUGGCUUAAAGCUUUUCAAGAUCUCUGGAGAGACGGCCCCCCUUGACAUAGACUGGUUGUACGAACACUACGGCAGCGCCGUGAAGACUGUGGACGGGGAUGACGGGCCGUUCGUCAUGGGGAGCUCCGCCCCCGCCGUCUACUCCCUGGAGGCGGGGUCAUACGUCUGUCUGCUUCACAUGGACGAACCGGACACAGAGAAACGGUUUGCCCUGGUCAUUAGGUCGCAGACACCGCUGAAUAACAUCGAACCACACCAGAUGGAAUGAAACCUUUAAAAGACAAAAUGAAAGUACUCACUUUUGAGACAUGAUAUCCAUGUUAUCUUUCUAUGUGACCUCUGAACUCUCAUGGCAGUUAGUCUGAAGGAUGAACCCGAUCGAAAUGUUACAAUCAUCAUUAUCCUGUAAAAUCAAUUUCAUCGUAUUGGAAUGUUUCUUUAUCAUUUUUUUUUCUGAAUUUUGUAAAUAACUUACUCCUACAUUGUAAUAAGUGUAAGUUCAUUCAUAAAGGCUAUAAGAAAGCCCAAAUAAAAUGACUUCAUAAUUUAGACUAGACUAACGCGAAACCUUUAGUUUCAAUAUGCAUAAGAUAGACGAUCAAAAUGUAAACUUGGAUGUAUUUCUGAGAAAUGGAGAUUUAGCAUUCAUUUUGCUUCACUCUGUUUGUAUGUCAGAGUUUCAUUAUGGAAUGAUGGGCUGACGAAAGUUCUGCUAUUGCAAAUCAAUCGAAAGUCAUCAAUUUUGUUCUUUUGUUGUUGUUUUUCUUUUUCGUUUGUCAUUCCAUUUUGUUCAAACAAAAAAAAAAUGAAUAUUUCAUCAAUAUUUCGUUUUGUUUGAAAUUACACAACAUUAAGGAUGUUGUCUCAUCGAAAGCAAAUCUGUGAUAUUAUUUUGCUGUUUAUAGUCGGUAGUUUUAUUUGUUUGGUUGGUUUUUCCCUUGAUUUUUUUCAGUUCGUCAACGAUCUGUUCCUAUGCUUCUUGUUUUGUGUUUUCCACAAUCAUGUAUAUAUAUUUAUAAAUUCACUCUUUUAAAUAUUAUUUUUAGUUUGUUUUUUCUUUUACAUUAUAUGAGGUUAUUCUCAAAAAUUUAGGUUUUUUUUCUAAGACCACCAUUUUGCUUUUUUAAUAUGUAUAUAUACUUUUAUAUUUAUAUUCUUUAUUUCAUUCCUCUUUUAUGAUUAUUUAUUGAUGUACAUAAUGUAUUGUAUCAAUUUACGGUGUUUUUCAUUUCAAAUUUGAAACACUUGAUUAGAUAUUUGAUUUUCAACAUCGUUUAACCUGUACAUCAGAUAGCUACGUGGAGAAAAAAGCUCCAAGAAAAGGGUAGUCCUUAAUAUGUUCUUUUUUUAAUUGAACAUUUAUUCCAGAAUACUAGUGCAUAGUAUUCAACGUUAACCUUCUUUAAUUUCUGUGUAAAUAGAGUUCACAAUCAGCAUUAUAGAUAUAUUUCUGAUAUUUAUAUUCAUUGUUAUGGAAGUGAUUGUUUUGUUUUUAUUACUUAUUCUAGUAUUUAAAUAUUUAUUAAUUCAAAUAUAUCUUCUAUAGUUAUACGUACAUGUAGUAUAUUUGCAUUAUAUAAACGUAUUCUCACCAUGUCUUGUCUUAACAUAAUAUAUACUGUACGUUUAUUAACUUAUUGUUUUUGAUGACAUCACCCAGAAUGACGUAUUUAUUUUUGUGACAAUUGGCUAGUACUACAGUUGAAGUACCAUUUUUAAUACCUGUAAACUGCCAGUACCUACCAAUGAACCUGUCUCUACUUACAAAAGUUAUCUGUUCUUGUCUUUACAAUAAAAUCUCGAAUUCACUGGUUAUCUACUUUUAUCUCUUCAUGUUUCACGGAUUUGCAAGUGUAGAAGGGCGAAAAUAACCCUUGUAUACAGUUGCAUACGACGCAUAAAGUACCACAUGUUAUGUCCGAAUUUUAAUUAAGGAAGCUAUAGGCAUAUCAAAUUACCCAUCAGAGGUACCUUAAAAUUUUUAAGCAUAAAAGGUCUGUAUUUACUUGAACCUGUACCUACCUACAAAAGAUAUCUGUUCUCGCCUUUACAAUAAAAUGUCGAAAUCAU
Messenger RNA from Magallana angulata, 4536 nucleotides. RefSeq names its product calpain-9-like. Bases 203 to 2734 code for a protein of 843 amino acids. Gene Ontology annotation, molecular function: calcium-dependent cysteine-type endopeptidase activity. Lineage: Eukaryota; Metazoa; Mollusca; Bivalvia; Ostreida; Ostreidae. Gene Ontology annotation, biological process: proteolysis. The transcript is spliced from 18 exons. Gene Ontology annotation, cellular component: cytoplasm. The record is from RefSeq and is a predicted model, not a curated record.